Leopardus geoffroyi (Geoffroy's cat) is the source of this 10417-nucleotide messenger RNA. RefSeq names its product transmembrane protein 68 (gene TMEM68). Bases 229 to 1155 code for a protein of 308 amino acids. Gene Ontology annotation, molecular function: acyltransferase activity. The record is from RefSeq and is a predicted model, not a curated record. Gene Ontology annotation, cellular component: membrane. NCBI's taxonomy places the organism in Eukaryota, Metazoa, Chordata, Mammalia, Carnivora, Felidae. The transcript is spliced from 8 exons.
UCCGUUUCCGGCGCGCGGCUCCGCAUCAGUCUCGCGGGGCUCUGAGCCGCCAGGACCGCGAGUCUCGUCUCGGUGAGGCAGUCCCGGAGUCCCCGGCGGUUCCCGCAGUACUCGAACAUAUACACUGAAGACUGGGACAAGAUAUUUGCCUAAUUUCUGUGGCAAAAUUAAAGACCUACCAUGACAAUGAAGAAAGAGACUGAAUUUGUCAUUUUCACCUAAAGAAAGAUGAUAGACAGAAAUCAAACCUGCGGUAUAGGACAGGAUUCUGUGCCCUAUAUGACUUGUCUGAUUCACAUCCUCGAAGGAUGGUUUGGUGUGGAGCAGUUGGAGGACUAUUUGAAUUUUGCAAACUAUCUCUUGUGGGUUUUUACACCACUAAUACUUUUAAUACUUCCUUACUUUACUAUCUUUCUUCUCUAUCUUACUAUUAUUUUCUUACACAUUUAUAAGAGGAAGAAUGUAUUAAAAGAAGCCUACUCUCAUAAUUUAUGGGACGGUGCAAGGAAGACGGUGGCGACUCUCUGGGACGGACACGCAGCAGUUUGGCACGGUUAUGAAGUUCACGGGAUGGAAAAAAUACCAGAAGAAGGACCAGCACUUAUAAUUUUUUAUCAUGGAGCUAUUCCCAUAGAUUUUUACUACUUCAUGGCUAAAAUUUUUAUCCAUAAAGGCAGGACUUGCCGAGUAGUAGCCGAUCACUUUGUCUUUAAAAUCCCAGGGUUUAGUUUAUUACUUGAUGUAUUUUGUGCUCUACAUGGACCAAGAGAAAAAUGUGUUGAAAUUCUGAGGAGUGGUCACUUGUUAGCUAUUUCACCAGGUGGAGUUCGAGAAGCCCUAAUUAGUGAUGAAACCUACAACAUCAUUUGGGGUAAUCGUAAAGGCUUCGCUCAGGUUGCAAUUGAUGCAAAAGUGCCCAUUAUUCCUAUGUUUACACAAAAUAUUCGAGAAGGAUUUAGAUCACUUGGAGGAACAAGGUUAUUUAGAUGGCUUUAUGAAAAAUUCCGCUAUCCAUUUGCUCCGAUGUAUGGAGGUUUUCCUGUGAAAUUACGCACCUAUUUAGGUGAGCCUAUUCCUUAUGAUCCAAAGAUAACAGCAGAAGAAUUAGCUGAAAAGAUGGCUGGAGAUCCGAGGAUCCCCACCUUAGGCCAAUGAUUUUGCAAAACCAGCCAAAACAUCUCUUCACCGUGAAGGACCCCGAUCAAGAAGCGGAAGUCGUAGUCAUUUGAAAUCAUUUUGUUCGAAACGUAGUCCGGUAACCCAAGUCCUGUAUCAUUCUAAUUUAUGAAAAAUGGGAGAAAACUAAAUGUAUUCAUAUUUGACUGAUAAGAAAUUGAACUGUUCUGUGACAACUACGGGCAAAUACGCACGAAAAUGGAAGACUAGAGAAAGCCACGCUGAGGUGCUAAGAUGAGGUGCCUCUGCAUUUGGAUAAAGUCCUGUGUCGUUGACAGGGAUCUGUCUCCACCCACCACUUGUUUGUAGCCAUGCAAGGUUUUUUGUUUCUUUUAGUUUCUCUGCACCUUGCCCCCCCUUUCUCCUCUGCUUAACUGUACACUGCCCUCAAUUCUUCUUGCUUUCCUUGGACAACUCUUGUCCAGCUAAAAUGGCACAUCCGUUUUGGUCUUCUCUGUCCCCUUGCAAGUUGGGCUGCCAUAGACUUCCUUUGUCACAUUUGUAGUUUCUUAACGUAUAUGAUCUGCCAGAAGCAUUAGAGCACUGUGGUUAAGCGCUUGGGUUCCAGAGGCAACCAAACUGGGUUUGAAUGUUGCCUCUCUCGCUUCUUGUCUAUGAUAGCUUGGGCAACUCACGUGACCUCUUGGAGAAAAACAAAAACAAAAACAAAAACAACCCCAGAAAACACACAAACAGAAAACCCAGAUGUAACUCACUUGGCACAGUCCUGGUAUAUACAACUGGAUACAUGUCAUGUAUUGUUAGUCAGCAAUGGUUUGUAUCAUUGACCACUGUGUCCUUGGUUCCUUCCAGAACACUUGCCAUGUGAUACAUAGUUACUGAAUAAACCACAAAGUGUGUGAAAAGAUAAAAACAUGUUCUUGUGAUGAAGUCGCUAGAGUUCAUAGAAUAGAAGGGGUUUAAUUGAUGUAUAAAAAUGCGCCGAUGUAUUUAAAUCCCAAGCAACAAGUCCUACUAGCUAGGAAAUUAGAAUCUGUUCAAAAAUGUUUUUCUCUACUGGUAAAUCAAAAGAAUUUGAUUCCCCUAAAGAUCAGCUUUCAGGACAACACUAUGCCUAGAAUGUAGACAUAACAAAGAGAUCCCUUCUGUAAAAUGUAUUGUAUUGAGUUUUCUGCAAAUUGAAUCUAGGAAUUGUUCAUUUUUAUUGAUCACUGCCAGCAUGAGAUGCUACAAUGAGGUCUCUUAAGUGUUCCAUGACACAAUUAAAUAGAUUUUGUGAAAUCUGUGUGCAAUAACUUUUGGAAAUGAACAGUUGUAUUUCAUGUGUGUUUAAGACUGAAAAAGACUAAUUGGCCUUACAUGUAGGCAAGCAUGGUAUUGAUUAAGUUUCUUGAGAUUUGGGGUUAUAAAGCACUAUAAUAGGCUAGACAGGGACGUUGUGAAUCCCAGCGAAUGUCUUGUUUUUUGUUUUUUGUUUUUUUUUAAAUAAAAGAAAGAAAAAAGGUAAUAGUACAUACAAGACAUCGUCCAUCCAUUUUCUUCUGGAAAAACUAAUUUAUUUUCCCUUGCCCAUCCAAGUCGCAUUAUUUGAGUAUGUACUCUCUCAUUUCCCUUUCCUAUGCACUAACCUUGAAGAUGUUAGUUUUUACAAAAAAGGGGGGUUAGAGGAUUCUUUUUAUACACCUCGUGUUGCUGUGCCUGGUACCACUUUCGUACCCUUAUUUGUCCAUUUUAACCAAACAAAAAGAGCCUCUUUUUGGUCCGUAUCUUCUGCUCAUAGCAUCACUCAUGUGUCUUUCCUGCUGUUGCUCACCGACCUCCAGAUUUACAAUUUCCUCCCCCAAAACCUAACCCCCAUGGUGACCCUUGGUCCCCUACCUGAUGGAUGAAUUGUCUACUAUUCUUUUUUUUUUUUUUAAGUUUAUUUAUUAUUUUUGAGAGAGAGAAAGAGAGCAAGCAGGGGAGGGGCAGAGACAGGAGAGAGAGAAUCCCAAGCAGGCUCCAUCCAGGCUCUGAUCUGUCAGCACAGAGCCCAACAUAGGGCUCAAUCUCACGAACUGUGAAAUGAUGACCCGAGCCGAAAUCCAGAGUCAGAAGCUCAACUGGCUGAGCCAUCCAGGUGCCCCAAUCAUCUGACAUUCUAAGUUGCAGCUGGCCUUGACCCUGGAUGUCCACUGUUCAUCCUGAAAUAGCCAUUCCUGUGUCUUCCUUGCUGAAGACCCCCACUUUGGUUUGGUGGCCACCCUUCCACACAUGGAACCCACAGAUUUGCUGAAUAGUCCAGGGAACCCCUUUCCCCUUGACAGAGAUUUGUUGGGGGUUUGCAUGUGACCCAGUUUGGGCCAAAGACCCAGGAGGGUAACUAUGUUGGGUUCCUCUGAUUAAAAAUGAUAAAUAUGUGAAGAGAUAGCUCCUUGUCUCCAUUGCCUAUUGCUGUUUCUGGAACCACAGCCACUCUUGCCAGGCCUAGGGGAGCUAAACAGGCUAAGGAUGGCAGAAUGAAAAAUGUCAAGAGACAAAAACAAAUUUAAAAAUGCUAGAUUACCUAAGCCAGGGGCCAUUCUACCUCCCGGUGAAAGAAAAAUGUUCCUUGUUGUGAGCCAGUUGAAGUGGGAAUUUCCUUUUUCAUUGUGACGGUGUUUAUCUUGAUAUUUCAUCGUCAUUAAAUUUAGGCUGUGCAUUUUUGGCAGGAGCACGGCUGAAAUGAAGUUCUGUUGUGUUCUUCUCGGUGCAGCUGUCAGGAGGCACAGAGGGUCCAUUACUCCCAAUAAUGGUGAAAUGAACUUGAUCACUUGGUUAAGGUGCUGUCUGCCUGGUUUUUCCACUCUAAAGUCACUGUUUUCCUUCUAAAUUCCUAGAAGGGAGGUAUUUUUGAUACUCUAAAUUUCCUCUUCUUCCACACUCACACCCACUAGUGUGAGUAUCCAUUGAUGCCUAAAUCAUUUAUUACCACGAUGGUUGCCAAAUAGUGUAUCCAUUACUUUUUUUAAGUUUUUAAACAAAAAUCGUGGCAAAGUAUAUAGAAAAUGUACCAUUUUAACCUUUCUGGAGUCUAUAAUUCAGUGGCAUUAAGCACAUUUACAUUGUUGGGCAACCACCCCCAUUACCCACUAUACCACUCAAAUCUCAAAGUUCUUCACUUUUCUACCUUCUGCUGUCAGCUUCUUUCUGUUUAGGCAUUUCCCCAUCUAGCCCAUCAUUCGACAUCUCUACCUAUGUCUCCAGCCAGCUGAACAUCAAAAGCUCCAUGUAAAUUGGGGUUAUAGUCUCUAACAUCAUUAAGACCCUAAGCAUUGGCUGAAGAUCUUUUAUAUAAGUUCUUAGUGGCUAACCCAAGAUGAUCCCGAACUUUCCCUGAUUUCUUAGCCCCGCUACGAUGCUCUCAGCCUCCUAACUUGUGAGCUCCAUGAACUUUACUGAGAAAAUAAAAAUCAUAACCCUCAUUCUAGAACUUCAGCUCUCCACCCACCACCCACCAACAUCUCCCAUCUCUCCUCAGACAGCUUUCUCUCCUCAUAGUCCGGUAAAGGAGGGUCCAUUCCUUCUGUCAAGGAGAACCCACCACCAUUUGUCCCUGAGGAUAAGGAUGAAUCCUACCUGCUCUCUGCUCUGGGAAGCCAAGCCCUUGCCCUCUGGCUUCCGGUGGAGUUUUGGCCAAUAGAUUCUGGAAGGAGACUGGGGCAUGAAAGGAGAGGGAGUGAUUGAGCCCCCUAGCCCCCUCCAUGACCAGCCUUGAGUGUCUCUGUCAAGCCACAGCUCCUGCUGGGCGGUCCCGUCUUAGAGCUGGGACACUUUCCCCUCCAGCCCCUUCAGGCCACAGGUGGCAGUGGCUUCUCCUACCAGCUCAGGAGUGCUCUGCUCUUCCCCUUUGGUUACUACUCCAGCCCGCACCAGGGGUUCCCGAGAUCCCCUCCUCGGGUUUGAUGAAUCUGCUAGCAUGGCUCACAAAAGUCAGGGAAACAGUUACUUAACGGUCACCAGUUUAGUAAAGCGUAUGAUAAAGAACACAGAUGACCAACCGGCUAAAGAGAUAUGUAGGGGGGGGUCUGGGAAGGACCCCGAGUGCAGGAGGCUCUGUCCUCGUGAAGUUGGGAUGUGUCACCCUCCAGGUGGGGAUAUGUUCUCCAUUCUGGAAGCUCUCUGAAGCCCAUACUGUUGAGAUUUUAUGGAGGCUUCCUCAUGUAUGCGUAAUCCAUUUAUUAACUCCAUCUCCAAGCCCCCCUCCCUCUCUGAAGGAUGGGGGACAGGACUGAAAAUACCAAGCUCCUAAUCAUGGCGUGGUCUUUCCAGUGACCAGCCACCAUUCGGGAACCAUCCAGGGGCCCACCCAAAGUCACCUCAUUAGAACAAAAGAUACUCCCGGCGCUUUUAUCACUUAGGAAAUUACAAGGGUUUUAGGAGCUCUGUGCCGGGAUCCAGGAGCAGAGGCCAAUAUACAUGUUUUCUAUUAUCUCAGGUUCUCUUUCCUAGAAAAUGGUUGAUGCUCCAAAGUCUCUUUCGGAGCCUCUGCCGAAUGCUGUAAGUUCUCACAUAGGAAGAAUGAUGAGUGGGGUUCUGCUGGUGAGAAAGAAUGAAGCAGAAACAUUAUUAUUAUUUUUUUUUAACGUUUCUUUAUUUUUGGGACAGAGAGAGACAGAGCAUGAACGGGGGAGGGGCAGAGAGAGAGGGAGACACAGAAUCGGAAACAGGCUCCAGGCUCUGAGCCAUCAGCCCCGAGCCCGACGCGGGGCUCGAACUCACGGACCGCGAGAUCGUGACCUGGCUGAAGUCGGACACUUAACCGACUGCGCCACCCAGGCGCCCCAGAAACAUUAUUUUUUUCUUAAUUUUCUUUUCAAGAUGUUGGGGAUAAUUAGACCAGGCAAAAUAUAAGUGAAGAGAAUGUAAUUCUCAUUCCUGCCUUGACUUCCUGAGCUUUGGCCAGUGCUUGGACAUUGAACACAAAUCUAGUAGCUGUGAUUCAAAUGCCUCCUUUCUAAAUACUCACCCAUGAAAUCCAGUGGUUGCCUCCUGAAUCGAAGAGUCUCAGAGACAGCACGAGGGGAGUCCAGACGGAUGCGUAAUUUAGAUUCUGCCACAGAAUAUCUUCCAAGUUUCUAUCUUUUGCUAUUCUGGGGAGAGGGGCAGCAUGCGUGAGAAAGAUCUGAGAGUUCGAGAGCCCAUUCUGAGCGGCACACCUCUGGCUUCCUCUCUCCUCUUGCCCUGGUCUACCUUCUGGUCUGCCACAUCAGAGGGACCUCGUCAGCAAAAGGCAACCGGCUGAGGAGUCUGGCCCUCCAGCCCUCCACGUCUUAGGAGCCCAGGGGCCCAGAAUUCCUCUAGGUGCCAGAGCUACGUGGCUUCCUAUUUGACUUUUGUUAGGUCUUCACUUCCUCUUCUCCCUUUCGACUCUUUGGCUUUGGGGUUUAUCUAUAUCUAAGAAUGAGGGAAGGAAGGAGAAACGUGGCUCGAUCAUUGUGGACGGCUGUUCCAUUUAUUUGCCGUCUACGGUGUGAAAAUGUGUGGCUUGUCAUGUUCACCGAUCUUAAAUCUUUUGAACCUCACGGGAGCUUGGUCGAAGGGAAUGUCCUGGGGAGUCAUCAUUAAAGAAUUUUUCUUUUAAUUUUUUUUUUUUUUCCCAAAAAGGACUCAGGGAGCAUGGAGCGAUUCUGAAGGAAGACUUUCCCAAGAAAUGAGUUUCUAACUUCCUCCUCAUCCAUUUCAAAGCAUUUGAAAACAACUUUCCCAUGAGACCAUAGGAGUGUUGCUUUCUUCCUUAGCUUCUUAGAUUUCUGAAGUUGAGGGAAGAAAGUCUGAAAAGGGGAAGGCCAGCGGACUUUGAGUGGCAGCAAGAAGGAAGCCAUUUUCUUCAUGCCAGAGGGCAGUAGUGGUGAGUAGCAACUCCUUCCCUGUCACACUGCUAUUCUGGGCGCAGCUUGCUCUAGUAGCCUUAAAUUAUGCACUUGAAUAGCGAAUAAAAUAAGUAAAAUAAAAUAAGAUAAAAUAAAAUAAAACAAAAAUUUUCCAUCCUGUGUCAUUCUACGUCAGUGUUGUUUAACCUCUGCAGGAGUAACUUCUUAAAGUCUAAAUACUUUCCUGUAUUAGGUUUCUUGAUAGAAAUAUUGCUGAUGGCUUUUUUUUUAAGGGACUGUCCUAACUAGAAGUAUGCCAAGCCUUUUACUAUAUGUACCUUGUAAAAAGUACGAUUCUUUAUUAGAAGGUUUUGUUUUGAAAUUUUAGUGUUUAUUUUUGAGAGAGAGAGAGAGAGAGAGACAGAGUGCAAGCAGGGGAGGGGCAGAGAGAGAAAGGGAGACACAGAAUCUGAAACAGGCUCCAGGCUCUGAGCUGUCAGCACAGGGCCUGGUGCGGGGCUCGAACUCGAGAGCUGUGAGAUCGUGAUCUGAGCCGAAGUCCGGUGCUUAACGGACUGAGCCACCCAAGUGCCCCGCUUUUGUUUGCUUUGAAGCCCAGAAGGUCUUCUAUCACUUUUACCAGAAUCACCUGGGAUGUACUUGUUAAAAAUUCAGAUUCCUGGCGCCCACCCCAAACCUACUGAAUCGGAAUGUCUGCGUUGAAGCCAAGGAGUCUGCAUUUCCAACGUGUUCCCCAUGUUUGAGAACAUUUGUUCUAGAUCACACAGAUGCUAAGCCCAGAGCACAAAAUUCUCAAUCUGGGCCUAAACCAUUAUUUCUCAGCCCAGGUUACGAUUAGAAUCACCUGGAGUGUUUAAACCAUAAGACGUCUGGGCGUAGUGGUGUUAGGGAUGAUUAUGAUUAUGAUUAUGAUUAUUAGCUUCUAAGUGUUUCUAGUGUGGACCCAUGAUUAGAAUUUCUGGUCUAAACCUAGAGGCCAAAGAAUCGCCUUCAGGAUGUUGGUUACUAAACUCGGUGAAAUUGCAUGAUAUACAACAACCGGGCGGACUGCCCAGUUCAUGGUGAGUUCCUCUUCUCGAGAAGCAUCUUGAUUCACAGUAUAGAAAUCCAGAGCCCGCUGAGUCAGCUAAGAUGUCAACCCAAGCUGAGUUCAUCAGUAUCUUUGCCUGGGAAGUAUUUUUGUUCUUCGGUUCUUUUCGUUUUUAUUUUUCCUUUACUAGACUGUUUCUCAAAAUAAACAUCAUUUUAUUUUUUUCCUUGUAAUAAAAACAACGCAUUAAUAGAAAUGAAUCUAGGCAAUACAAAAGGUGUAAAGUAAAAAUGAAAAUUAUCUCUGUCCAGAGAGAAAUCUUAUUAACAUGUUGAUGAGUGCCUUUCCACAUUGUUUCCAUGCAUAUAUAAAAAAUGUGAUCAUAUGCAUGCUGUUUUGUAAAUCUUUUUUAUUAAACGUAACAUAUCGUGGGCAUUUUUCUGUAUAAUGAAUAUUGAUCUUCAUGAUUAUUUUAAAAUCCACAUAGCAGCAUUCCAUGUAAUGAAUUCUCUGUUGAAAAUUGAGGGAAGAUACGUUCCAUUUUUUCACUAAUACAAAUAAUGUCGCGAUGAAUGUAGUUAAGCAAUACAACUUUGAAUGCCUUUCCAGUUAUUUCCUUAGGACAAAUUCACAGAAGUAAGAUUGGUGGCUAAAAGCUAUGCAUAUUUUUAUUUCUUUAAAUUUCUUUUUUUAUUUUUUUUAUUUUUGGGAGAGUGCAAACAGGGGAGGGGCAGCGAGGGAGGGACAGAGCAAACCAGGAGAUCAUGACCUGAGCCUAGCUGGACGCUCAACCCACUGAGCCACCCAGGUGCCCCUAAAGGGUAUGUAUAUCAAAAACUGAUCACAUUACCAAAUUACCCCCUAGGGCAGCUGAUCUCACUUCCUCUGCUACCAUCGCAGCCUGAGAAUGGGCCGUUACACGUAUCACCAAUGCUGGCAUUGGUAAUCUUCAAAUUUUGCCAAAGUAUUAGGCAAAAAUUAUACUUAUUAUCAUUUAGUGACUUUGAUUGCUUGGUAGGGAGAGCACUGGUCCAACUCUGAGAGAGAAAAUUUCACUUGAGCCACGGAUGCCAUGAGGGCUCGGUCCCACAUUAGGGAAGUAACAAGGGACUGAGUCUGAGAAAGGCUUAGAUGGCACCCUGCUUUAUGAUUAUUUUUUUUGGAGGUGUCUGCUUUUGAGGCCCCUACCGUUAAAUUACCAUUAGUUCUGAUUUUCAGUUCCCCUUUUGGUCCCAAAGAUCCAAAGUAACUUGAGAAGGACUUGGAACGAUCUCGAAGAAGUUGCUCGCUGCAUUAACCUCCCCAUCACCUCAGUGUGAAAUAGUGUGAAACAGGUCUGGCACUUUAGUUCACUACUGGAACUGUGUCACUUUGUGUCCUCAGACUUCGGCCUCAAGUUUUUUUGUUGUUGUUGUUCCUCAAAAACAUUCUCUUACUUAUCCAGCAGUGGUUUCAUUCCUUUCUGCCCCCACUCCACCGUGUUUUGUUCGUUUGUUUUAAUUGAGGUAAUACUUACAUAACACAAAUGUGACCCUCAGCUAUUUUAUUUUAUUUCAUAUUUUUUAUUUUGUUUUUAUUUUAAGUAGGCUCCACGCCCAACGUGGGGCUUGAACUCCCAACCCUGAGAUGAAGAGUCGCAUACUCCACUGGGGCGCCUGGGUGUCUCAGUCAGUUGAGCGACCGACUUCGGCUCAAGUCAGUGAGCUCGAGCCCCUCGUCGGGCUCUGUGCUGACAGCUCGGAGCCUGGAGCCUGCUUCGGAUUCUGUGUCUCUGUCUCUCUCUGUCCCUCCCCUACUCACUGUCUGUCUCUCUUUCCCUCUCUCCCCAAAAUAAAUAAAAACGUUAAAAAAAUGUUUUAAAAAUCAGCGAAAUUCAGACACAUUGCUGCAGCAUGAAUGAACCUUGAAGCCAUGCUAAGGAAAAUAAAUCAGUCACAGAAAGACAAAUACUGUAUAAUUCGACUUCUACCAGGCGCUUAGAGUAGUCAAACCAGAGACAGGAAGAAUGGUGGUUGUCAGGGGCUGGGGGGGGGGGGGAGGCGAGUGUGGGGAUCAUUGUCCAAUGGGGAGAGGUUUUCAGUUUGGGAAAAUGGAGAGUUCUGGAGGCUGGUGGGGGGGGCUUGUGGUUGCCUGACCCUGUGAAUGUUCUUACUGGUACUGAACCGUACAGUUAAAAAUGGUGAAAGUGGUAAAUUUGGUGUUAUUAUGCUUUACCACAAUUAAAAAAAAUACUAGGGUCAUCUGCAAAGGACACAGGAGGCAUCGACAGAGGGCGACUUGACCAUCAAAGAGAAUAAUGAUUGUAGUCAAAAAUAAUCUCAGUCACUUUUGGAUACUGCUGGGGCACCGAUGAACUCAGUAUUCUGAAAACUGGUAAAUAGAGUAGAAGAAGUAUGAG